UUUGACUGAGCAAUCCUAGUGACAGGAGCUGAAGAAGCAGUGCUGGUUGUCCCGUUUCCCCUCCCCCUUCCCUUCUCCGGCUGACUUCCCGGGUCCCCCACACUCCACAGUCCCGGUCCCAGCAUGUCCCAGAAACAAGAAGAGGAGAACCCUACGGAAGAGACCGGCGAGGAGAAACAGGACACCCAAGAGAAAGAAGGUGUUCUCCCUGAGAAAGCUGAGGAGGCAAAGCUAAAAGCCAAAUAUCCAAGCCUGGGACAAAAGCCUGGAGGCUCCGACUUCCUCAUGAAGAGACUCCAGAAAGGGCAAAAGUACUUUGACUCAGGAGACUACAACAUGGCCAAAGCCAAGAUGAAGAAUAAGCAGCUGCCCAGUGCAGGACCAGACAAGAACCUGGUGACCGGUGACCACAUCCCCACCCCCCAGGAUCUGCCCCAGAGAAAGUCCUCGCUCGUCACCAGCAAGCUUGCGGGUGGCCAAGUCGAAUGAUGCUGCCCGGGGCUCCGCCAGAUCCUGAGACGCUGCCCCCUGGGUCCUGUGCUGGCUCCUGCCCCUCCCUGCUUUUGCAGCCAGGGGUCAGGAGGUGGCUCGGGUGCGGGCUGGAGAGGCAGAAGCCCCUGCCCGUCGGUGUCCCAGCGCAUGGAGCCCCUUGGGCCGAGCACCAAGACCUUGACUCUUUUUUGUUUUUUCUUUUUUUUCCAAGUAAUUGUUGGGAGACAUCUCAGUGAA
Molecule: messenger RNA, 729 nt
Organism: Budorcas taxicolor (takin)
Lineage: Eukaryota; Metazoa; Chordata; Mammalia; Artiodactyla; Bovidae
Gene: ENSA
Product: endosulfine alpha
Exons: 4
Coding region: 124-489 (121 amino acids)
Cellular component (GO): cytoplasm
Molecular function (GO): protein phosphatase inhibitor activity
Source: RefSeq, a predicted model, not a curated record